Daktulosphaira vitifoliae (grape phylloxera) is the source of this 4463-nucleotide messenger RNA. RefSeq names its product ephrin-A4 (gene Ephrin). Gene Ontology annotation, cellular component: plasma membrane. The record is from RefSeq and is a predicted model, not a curated record. Bases 646 to 1605 code for a protein of 319 amino acids. Gene Ontology annotation, biological process: axon guidance; ephrin receptor signaling pathway. The transcript has 6 exons. Gene Ontology annotation, molecular function: ephrin receptor binding. Lineage: Eukaryota; Metazoa; Arthropoda; Insecta; Hemiptera; Phylloxeridae.
CGUCGACAUUAGUACCGAAGCACCGCCUGUAUCGUGUGCACUGUUGCGGUCCGUUUACAUCGUGUCGCCGUUACGGCCGUUUUAUCGGUUAUAAUUUUUUCCGUUUGUUUAAAAUUAAUUUUUUCCACGCCGAACAUAAAAAUUACGUUGGCCCGAUAUUGUGUAUGUGUAGAGUGUGGAUUUAAUAUAGUUGCUCGAUAUUUAGUGAACACAAUUACUUAGAAAUACAUUGAUCGUGCCUUACAAUGGUUUGUAGCGGCCAUCGACGUCGAUGUGUCUCGAUCGCCGUCAGCCGCAUGAAGACGCAACGGAUUGCUAUCGGCUUUGGUUUUUGAGAGCAUUUUUCUCUUAAAAAAUUUGGUUUAAUCUCAAAAUAUUUUUAUUCUUUAUUUUAUUAUCAAGCGCCGAGCUGUUGUGCAAGGUGGCUAAUUUUUCGCCCGGAUGCGACCAAAAAGUUACAUGAUAUAUCAAAUUUAAUUUACUUUUAUUUCUUUACAAGUUUUAACUUGUAAUAGUCAUACAAUUACAAUAAUAAAAUUAUUGUCGAUGUUUAACUUACAUUUAAUUAUUUAAGUAAUAAUUUUAUCAUUGUCGUAUAUCAUAUAUUAAUAAUUUAAAUAUCAUUUAAAUAACCAAAAGUCGAGUAUGGUACUCUUCGACGACCUAUUUGGAUUCCCGGCUUUACCCGGAUGCCUAAGGGUUUUUUCAUCGUCUGCUCGUCAAACUACAGUACGAACCACUAUGUCUUGUACGAAAAUCACAUCAUGUCUAACGUUAGUGUUGCUGAUAUGUUUUGAGACCGUAUUGCUGUCUACAGUUAGCGAUUGCACAAAGUCCUUCACCGUUCAUUGGAACACGUCGAAUCCAAUAUUCCGAAUAGACAACACGGACCACAUAAUCGACGUCAACAAAGGCAACAUGCCGUUCGAGUACGACCAGGUGAACAUCGUAUGUCCCGUGUACACGCCGGGAACACACGAAAACGACGCCGAGAAGUACAUCAUCUACAACGUGUCCAAAGAGGAAUACGAUAUGUGUCGGAUCACGAAUCCCAAUCCUCGAAUCAUCGCGUACUGCGAUAAGCCGUACAAACUGAUGUACGUCACCAUAACGUUCCGGUCGUUCACGCCUCAGCCCGGCGGACUCGAGUUUCAACCCGGACAAGACUACUAUUUCAUCUCAACGUCGUCCAAAGACGAUAUCCACCGCAGGAUCGGCGGCCGUUGCUCUACCAACAACAUGAAAGUUGUGUUCAAGGUGUGCUGCCGGCCAGAAGACCAACAGAACAACAGCAGCCACAUCGUGGCCACCCGACCGCCAAAUCCGACAAUCACUCAACGGCUACCGGGUCCGGUCAACACGCACGUGUAUCCGCGACCGACUUCGAUGUAUUCGCCGACCAACCCGCCGUCGCCCAAACUGCCUCCGUUCGGUCCGUCUCUGCACAACAAGCCGAAUCACAAAAAAUCAUCCGAAUAUGACAAACAUCCAAACGAAAUCGUAAAAAACGAGGAGUUGACUUUCAACGGCUCCCAUUGCAGUGCGUCCAGUUCGGCGUUCAUCGUUCUAGUCUUUCUUGCCAUUGUCCAAUGGAUAUCGCGAUAGAUCGUCGUUUCUUUUAUAUUAUAUAUAAUAAAAAAAAAACAUUUGUACAUACCUAAACGGUUUAUUAUUAUAUUAUUAUUAUUAUUAUUCUAUAAAUAUUUUUAUGUACAUAUACGACCACCAUGUAAUAAUAUUUUUCUGCGGUAUUGAUUUAAUCUGUUGUAUUAUUCUACUAUAAUUAUUAUUGUCAUAUUGUAAAUAAGUCAGGCAUCGACACGAUAUUGUAUUAUACUUGGAUAACAAUAGAUUAUUGUAAUGACAAUUGUACUAUUGAGAACAAAACGAUAUUGACUGGCUACGGUUUAAAAUAUAAUAAUCAUUUUUUUUCAAUGACUGGCUAACGGCGGCAGACCUAACAGCAGAACUCGAAUUAAAUAUUUAUGUAAUUUUAUUAUAAUAACAAUUAUAAGCAGUAUAUUCAGUUCUGAUAGAUUUCCGCAUCUCAAUAAACGACUCACUGAAUUACCAUACAAAUCUAACUAACUAUAUCAAUGUGCAAUAUCCAACGUGAAUUUUUCUUCGAAACCCAUAUCAUAUUCACCGUUGAAUGGUUUUUAUAUAAUUUUUUUAUUAUACAAUCAAACUUUCUUUUGCAAAUAUCUCAACUCGCAUUCCCACCAGCUGUGCCUAAUGUAUUUCAUUCUUUUGAUAAAAUUAGUACCGCGCACGACUGAAUAUCAAUUAAUAUUUACCGGGCCGUCGAUUUUCUGCCCGGAAAAUAUUUGUUUCGAUUCAACGCGCAUAUUAUCCAAAGAAUGAAAUAUAUUAGACACCAUUUGCCAGCUAACCAAUGCCUUAAGAUCAAAUAGACAAAGAAUUUCAAUAGUACGCACAAGAAGACUUUUGGUCUGUUUUUAAUCUUUCUGUUCAAACUUCAAAUCAAUUUAAAUUUCAAUUGUUCGAUUGUUGUAAUCACAAGAUCUGCUCGCCGUAGUUGAAAAUUCAUGUCGCCUAAAGUCACUCAUUAAAGUUUGUUUUUUCAUUGAAUCUUAAUUAUAAUUAUUAUUUUUAUGUUGAUUUAUACAUUUUUUUAGACAAAGUAUUGUAAUUAUAAACGAAAUUAGGGUAUUCAAUUUUAACCUAUUUAUAAUUUCAUUUCUGUGAUCAUUAAUUUUUAACAUUAAGCACUUUGAUACUUGUACGUGUAAACAUUUAGUUUCUUUUACACAAUAUGUAUAUUUAUGUAUCUAUACCUAUCAAUAUUUGGCUAAAUUGUAUUUGCUAUAAGAUAACAAAACUACAAACAUAAAUAAUACAUUUCAAGCUAAUAUUUUUUUACUUUUAUUAUUAUUAUAUUAAUACUACAGUAAUGAUAUAUUUGUAAUUAAGUAAAUGGAAACAUAUAUAAAAAUAAAUAAUUUGCAUACAUUUAAUCAACUAUAAUAUUUAUAAGUUAUAGCCAUAAAAAAUUAAACUAUUGAGAUACCAGAUAUUUCAUUAAUUUAAUAUAUGGUUCUUAUUGAUACAAAAAACCAUUUCUUGCUAUACCCAUUUUAUUGAUUGAGCAUAACAAUUCAUUGUUUAUUUAUAACUACUAUCAAACAAGUUAUAGUUUGUUUUAUGAACAACCAUCAUUGUAGAUUCUUUGGAUAUUAAAAAUAAUUUACAGUUAUGACAGUUUUGCUAUAAAAGUAUCUAAAAGUAAAAAAUAAUCUGAUAUCCAUUUUUUAAUAUUUUACAUACAAAUCCAUAACAUAUACAUGUAUGAUUAUUUGCAAUAAUAUUUAUUUUUAAGAUUUAUUUACAGUAUAAUAGGAUUAGUAAUCUUUUUAUUAUUAAAUAUUCACAUUACCAAACUGAUUUUACAUGUCAAAUAUCAAGUAUAAAGAAGCCUAGUCGUUUAAAGUUUUGUUUAUUUAAUUUUAUAGGUAAUAUACAAUUAUACCAAACAUCAAAUAAUACUGAACUAUUCAUUGGUCAAAACUAACAAGUUCUAUUAUUCAAUUAUGAUAAAAAUUCAAUGUAUAAAUACACAAUUUUUUGUUUUAUCAAAACAUUCAGCCGGUGGAAUAAAUUAGCCUUAUAAAAAUAUUUUGUGUAAUGAUUCUCAAUAUUAGUGUAUAAAACACUAAUGAUGAGACUUUUUCUUAAAAAUAUAACAUUUUUGUGCUUGAAGUUCCUAUUUUCAGUAUUUGAUAAAGUACAAAACUAACAUAAAAAUAAAAUAUUAUAAAAAAUUAGUUCUAAACAAUCGUUUAUCUUAUGUCCAAAAUUACUAUUAUACUAUUUUCAGAUUAUCUAUUUAAAUAAAUAUUAAUAGUUAAAAUAAAUAAUUUUUUGUUAAAAGUAUAAUUAUUAUUUAUAAAGUAAAAAAAUUAUCAAAAUCGUGUAUUUUAUAUAUAUAUAUAUAUAUAGGCUGGCUGAAUGAAGGAAUUUAAUCAAAUUGUUUAUUAAUUUUAUAUCUAAUGAAAAACUUAUUUUUUUAUAAUUACAUUUGUAGUAUAUUACUGAUCAUAAAUAGAGUAUUAAUAGUAAUGCCAUGUGUUAAUUUAUUUAUUUUUAUUUCAUAUUAUAUACAUAUAUUAUUUCUGUGUGUAGUUUGUUAGUGUUGGAGAAUAAAAAAUAUAUAAAUAUGUAAAUGUACUUUUAUAUAUAUUUAUUUGUUAGUUAAAGUAUAAUAUAAAUGUACACCAUUUGAUUUUUCAAUGCCAUAACUGCUGUAUAAAUGAAUGUCAAAAUUAUAAAUAUGAUGAAUAUGUAUACAUGAAUGUGAAUUAGCUUAGAAUUAUCUAUGUAAUACCUAUGAAUUACCUAUGUAUUGAUAAAAUUUAGAACAGGGCACUUAAUACUUAGAACUGAUGUGUACUCCUUAUUUGUGCUGUAUGUACCAGUUAAAUAUAAGAUUUAUAAAAAUAUCA